CUUUAUAAAAUAUGGUCAAGACAAAUAAAUACAUUGAAGACAGUGAUGACGAGGACUUCAAGCCUACCAAGAGAGUAGUUUCUGAGGAUGAAGAUAGUGAAGAAGAACCUUCUUCCAAAAAACCCAAAAAGGCGGAAAAAGAAUCAAAAGAAAAAUCCAAAGGUUCUUCGACACCUGAUGAAAGUGGAGCAGUAUUUGAGCUAUCAUCCAAGCGUAAGAUCACCGUCAAAGCAUUCCCUAAAGGAGGUGCAUUUGUAGACAUCCGUGAGUUCUACACGGAUAAAUCUGGCGAAACUAAACACGGAAAAGGCAUCUGCCUUCCUCUUGCCCAAUAUAAGAUUCUCAAAGAUCUUAUUCCAAAGAUUGAUGCUGCUAUCGAAAAGCUCUAAAGAUUAUUCCCUUUGCUUCGUAAUCAUAUAUAUUCAGCACAAACUUAUUGUAAUAUAAUCAGUAUAUUUGCCGUUGUUCAAUUAAUAAACCAACUAAUAAACCAGCAUUUACAAAACC
Messenger RNA from Phycomyces blakesleeanus NRRL 1555(-), 507 nucleotides. RefSeq names its product ssDNA-binding transcriptional regulator. Gene Ontology annotation, biological process: positive regulation of transcription initiation by RNA polymerase II. The record is from RefSeq and is a predicted model, not a curated record. The transcript has 2 exons. Gene Ontology annotation, molecular function: DNA binding; transcription coactivator activity. NCBI's taxonomy places the organism in Eukaryota, Fungi, Mucoromycota, Mucoromycetes, Mucorales, Phycomycetaceae. The coding region runs from base 12 to 389 and encodes 125 amino acids.